GAUCCACCUCGAACGUCUCUCCACUCUCCCACUACAAUCCAAUCACUGAUCUCUCUCUCUCUUUCUCUCUCUCUUUCUCUCUCUCUCUCUCUCUCUCUCAACAACAACACCACCACUAUCCACCUUGUUGUCUCCCAAGUCCCAUCCCCAACUCUCUCUCUCUCUCUCUCUAAUCCCUCAAUCAAAUUCUAGAGAGAGAUUCUCUCCCUUCACAAACAAUCAAAAUCAAAAUCAAAUCCUCAUCACAACCAUUAAUCAUCCAAACAAAAACAAAAUUCCACAUAUCUUCAAUUCAACACCCACCUCCAAUAACCCCAAAAAUUGACACCCCAAUAACAAUGAGAGAAGAAGAAUCAAAUCGGUUUUCAAGAUGGGAAGAACAACUCCCUCCACCAGAAGAACUCCCUCUACCGGAAGAACUCAUGCCUUUAUCACAAACCCUAAUCACCCCUGAUCUUGCCAUAGCUUUCGAUAUCAGAAACCCACACACCACAAUCAACAACAAUAACCCACACCAUCAUCAUCAACAACAUCACCAACAACCUCCUCCACCUUCUUCACUUCCUUCUUCAACCGAUUUCGCCGAUUCCGGUGAACUCGGUUCCGGCACUGCCGGAGAAGAACCAGCUAGAACACUCAAAAGACCAAGACUCGUCUGGACCCCACAACUCCACAAACGCUUCGUCGACGCCGUCGCACACCUCGGUAUCAAAAACGCCGUUCCCAAGACCAUAAUGCAGCUCAUGAGUGUCGACGGUUUAACAAGAGAAAACGUCGCUAGUCACUUGCAAAAAUAUCGACUUUAUCUUAAACGCAUGCAGGGAAUUCCCUCCGCCGGUGGCGGUGGUUCCGGUGGUGGCUCCGCCUCCGUUAACGACCCUGCGACCGAUCACUUAUUCGCUAGCUCGCCUGUGCCGCCGCACUUUCUUCACCCCGUUGCUCGGCCGAAUUCGGAUCAUUUUAUGCCUUUUGUUCCUGUUCCUGCCAUUCACCAUCAGCAGCAGUUGGCUGCUGCUCAGUAUCAUCGGCCGGUCGGGCAUUUCGGUUCGCCGCCGAAUGGACACUUUGAGAAUCCCUUUUUGUCUAGACAGCAGCAACAUCAACACCAACAUCAGCAGCAGCAGCAGCUUCAUAGGAUUGGGGCACAAGUGCAUAACCCUAUUGGUGGUUAUGUGGAGGAUAUGGAAUCAGCUAAUGCUUCAGGAGGGAGAAAGGUUCUUACUUUGUUUCCAACCGGAGAUGAUUGAAUUUCGGUUAUUAUAUAUAUACAAAAUACAAUAUAGUGAUUUGGUCUCUUUCCUUAGUUGCAUUGCACCUUCAAUUGUCUUAGUUUUAAUGUUGGGUCAUUGGUGGUGUAUUUGAUGUUUGGUCAGCUUCUUAGUUGUUAAUUUGUUUUAGAGGUAAUUGGUUGAUUAUCUUGGUGUUGGUGUUGAUGUUACUAAUUGGUAAAGGAGUCUAUGUUAAAGUUGAAGUAUGCAGAUCCAAAAGCUCCAGCAGUCUUUUAUGUUCUGUAAAUUACCGUGUUUGUUCGCGGUGGCCUAUAUAUAUAUACUUCCCGGCUUCACAUUCAUCAUGAUUUCACUUUUGCGAGGGAUUAUCCUUGUGUUUGAAUCAGUAGUUGUUUGGUAUGACUAUGUUGCCAAACAACUAUGUUGAUUUAUCCCAUGGAUGUUUGAGAUUUCGGCUGCGGUUCAAUGUAAUUCAGAGUGUUACGGUUUGGGAAGUUUUGAAUUGGCAUUCAUGGCAGGUGGUAAAAACUGCAAAUUUGGUGCUUAUCUCUGCAAAUGGCAAUAAAAUACACAUUACCGUGGGUAGAAAACUGAUGGAAGUAUAUCUGAUUGGCACAUAUGAUUGUGAAUUCUUGUACUAAAUUUGAGAGCCUCUAUUGUGAAAGACUCAUAUCCUCUGUGUCGCACCGUGUCCUAUAGAGGUGAGUUGUACAUUGUUUGAUUCUAUAGAAGACUCAAAAGCUGGAUGUAAGGAAGUUGUUUAAAAUUCUAAUCUUACUCCAAUGUGGGGUUAAUUUUCUCUAUGCUAAAUAAACUAGUUUCCAUAAUUUCCGUGUAAACCCCGCUUAAAAGAACACAAUAAGCUCAUGUUUACUUAGUUGUGUAUUUCUUCUUAUUCAACUAGAAUUCCUGAUUCACUCAAGUACUAAUUAAUGAGGCUCCUAGUGAGUUUUAUUAUUUGAUUAUCAAUUUGCUCAUAACCAGUAUCUUAGCAUACUAUGUUUUUUUAGUUACAAUAAAAGGGAUAAUGUUCCAA
Cicer arietinum (chickpea) is the source of this 2265-nucleotide messenger RNA. RefSeq names its product transcription factor MYBC1. Gene Ontology annotation, biological process: regulation of DNA-templated transcription. NCBI's taxonomy places the organism in Eukaryota, Viridiplantae, Streptophyta, Magnoliopsida, Fabales, Fabaceae. Gene Ontology annotation, molecular function: DNA binding; DNA-binding transcription factor activity. Gene Ontology annotation, cellular component: nucleus. The record is from RefSeq and is a predicted model, not a curated record.